CAUGAUUUCAUGAAAGAAAAAAAAUAAAAAAUUGCAAAAAAUGCGUUUGUCGUUCUUCUAGUAACUGAAAAAUUGUAUUUUUUGCCAUUUUGAAAAUAAAUUUGCAACUUUUUUGUUAUUAUAAAAUAAAUAACUAUUACUAUGUCGACCGAAUUAGCCACUGAAAGAGACAGUUGCGAAUCAUCGCCAGUAUCUAAGAAUAUUUGAUCCUUGAAUUCUCACAUGAAAAUGGAUUCGACCUGUCAAAAUGGUGUAAAAGAUGCCAAAGAUGGCCCCGACGUUAAAGUGGAAGAGAUGACCUCACGCGAUUAUUAUUUCGAUUCUUACGCUCAUUUCGGAAUCCACGAAGAAAUGCUGAAGGAUGAAGUGCGUACGUUAACGUACAGGAAUUCAAUGUAUCACAAUAAACACCUUUUUCAGGGUAAGAUAGUUCUAGAUAUAGGAUGUGGCACCGGUAUAUUGUCUAUGUUUGCUGCUAAAGCUGGAGCAGCCCGAGUAAUUGGGAUCGAUUGUUCGAAUAUCGUUGAUUAUGCCAAAGAGAAUAUCGUUGCGAAUAAGCUCGAUCAUGUUAUAUCAAUUGUUAAAGGCAAAGUCGAAGACGUUGAGUUACCAUUUGGUAUUGAAAAAGUGGACAUAAUUAUAUCCGAGUGGAUGGGCUAUUGCCUAUUUUACGAGUGCAUGUUGGAUACUGUACUGUUUGCCAGAGACAAAUGGCUUAAACCUAACGGUCUUCUGUUUCCUGACCGUGCAUGCCUGUAUAUUACUGCCAUCGAAGAUCGCCAAUACAAAGACGAUAAAAUCAACUGGUGGGAUGAUGUUUACGGAUUCAACAUGAGCUCUAUUCGGAAAGUAGCGAUCACCGAACCGUUGGUUGAUGUAGUCGACCCCAAGCAAGUAGUCACCAGCUCUUGUUUGGUUAAAGAAGUCGACUUAUAUACGGUGACUAAAUCGGACUUAUCAUUUUCCACUCCUUUUAAUUUGAUAGUCAAACGCAAUGAUUACGUUCAAGCAUUUGUAACAUUUUUCACCAUUGAAUUUACAAAAUGCCAUAAAAGGAUUGGCUUCAGUACAUCACCCGAGUCACCGUAUACUCACUGGAAACAAACAGUUUUCUAUUUCGAAGAUAGCCUAACUGUUAAGAAAAACGAAGAAAUAACCGGUGUGUUUGCUCUGCGACCUAAUGAACGAAACACUCGCGAUUUAGAUUUCACGAUAGAUGUCCAUUUUAAGGGCGAGUUAUGUGAAGUUCGUACUUCGAACAAUUAUAAAAUGCGUUGAUUCGCGUAUUCCCCUUUCCUAUUUUAUUUUAUUAUCUUUCCCCGCUAUGAUUUCUGCAAUAUUUCUCCGUGGUUUCGCCGUGGGAAUUAAAACUUUUGUGCAUUUCAACCCCUUACGAUUUUAAUAAGUAAAGAAGUUAAUCGCACUCUUGAGUUUACUAUUUGAAAACUGCAUUUAAAGACGUUCAAUUUAAAACGAACUUGUAAUUUUUUUUCACCGCACAUUGAGCUACUAUUUAAUUUCCUUCUUGCAAUUUGACCAAUUGAAAUAAUUUCAAUGAUAGAAGCAUAUUAUUGUAAUUUUUUUAUAUCAUUUGUUGCCAUAAGCUUUCGAUAAUGACCUUUGUGAUACCCAUACUUUUUAAUGCACUUUUUUGUCUUCCCGAUUUCCCCUCAUUUUAUUACGGCGCUUUAAUAAUAAAAACGAAAUGUCCAGAGUUACUGUAUCUACGAACGGAAUUAUAUAUCAGGACGAAUUUUGUGAAUUUUUUCGCUAGUCAAAUGAGCUAUAAUAUCGAAGUUCACGUAGGUUCCUCAGUUUAAUUAUUGGCAUUAAGUUAACGUUACUUUUUACGGCGAUAUGUUUUCUUUCUUUUGUUUUUCAAUUACAAUAGUGGAUUAUUUGAUUUUCUUACGUUUGAUUACCUAUACAUUGACCGUAAAAUUUAUUCUGUCUUAUGUUCUAAUUAUUAUUUUCAUUUUCGUUUUUAUUGCGUUUUAAAUGUAUCAGAUUAGAAAAGAUUCUCUCGUAUUGAUUUUUAUACUUUGGAAAAAUACAAUGGAAUAUGUAUUAUU
Messenger RNA from Planococcus citri (citrus mealybug), 2072 nucleotides. RefSeq names its product arginine methyltransferase 1 (gene Art1). The record is from RefSeq and is a predicted model, not a curated record. NCBI's taxonomy places the organism in Eukaryota, Metazoa, Arthropoda, Insecta, Hemiptera, Pseudococcidae. Gene Ontology annotation, cellular component: nucleus. Bases 223 to 1278 code for a protein of 351 amino acids. The transcript is spliced from 5 exons. Gene Ontology annotation, biological process: peptidyl-arginine methylation. Gene Ontology annotation, molecular function: protein-arginine N-methyltransferase activity.